UUCCCCUCUUUCCCACCCCCAACCCGCGUUCCCUUCUCCGGCAUCUUUUGCUUGCAUUUCUUUGGAAGAGCAAAGAGCCGAAACUGACGCGCAGAAUAAAAGGAGGGUGGUGGAGAGGAGGAGGAGGAGAGCUCAUAGGCUGUGGCCAUGGCCACGUUCACCCGUGAAGAAUUCUACCAGCAGCUGCUGAGUGGCUGCGUGCUGCCCACCGCUCAGCAGGGUUUCGAACAGGUUUGGACGCUUCUGCUCUUGUGCCUGGUGUGCCGUCUCCUUUGGAGGUUGGCUCUGCCCUCUUAUGCCAAACACCUCAGCACUGUGGCUGCCGGCUUCUACGUCCUCUACCACUUCUUCCAGCUGCAGAUGGUGUGGGUCGUCCUCCUGAGCCUCUUGUGCUACCUCGUGCUGUUCCUGUGCCGCCACUCGACCCAGCGGGGCGUCCUGCUCUCCAUCACAAUCCUGAUCUAUUUGCUGAUGGGGGAGCUGCACAUGGUAGACACUGUGACCUGGCAUAAGAUGAGAGGAGCCCAGAUGAUUGUGGCCAUGAAGGCGGUGUCUCUGGGCUUCGAUCUGGACCGGGGUGAGGUGCUGUCCAUUCCUUCCCCAGUGGAAUUCAUGGGUUACAUCUACUUUGUUGGAACGGUCAUCUUUGGGCCCUGGUUCCGCUUCCGCACUUAUCUACAGGCUGUGGAGAGCAGGAAAAUGAGCUUUUCCUGGUUCCAGAAGGUCUGCCGGAGCUGUUUCCUCAGCCUCGUGUGCCUCAUCAUGUCUACCUGCGUGUCCCCCUACCUCUUCUCUUAUUUCAUACCUCUCUACAGCUACAAACUGCUCAAAAAAAAGCGCCGAACCAGAAGCACAAUGGUAAGGUGGCUCCGGGCUUAUGAAAGUGCCAGUUCCUUCCACUUCAGCAACUAUUUUGUGGGCUUCCUGUCCGAAACAACGGCCACGUUGGCAGGGGCCGGCUUCACAGAGGAAAAAGACCACUUGAGAUGGGAUCUGACAGUAUCACGCCCCCUGAAUGUGGAACUACCCCGCUCUAUGGUAGAAGUGGUCACCAGCUGGAAUCUGCCCAUGUCCCGUUGGCUGAACACCUAUGUCUUUAAGAACUCCCUGAAACUGGGCACCUUCUCGGCAAUCAUUGUCACCUAUGCCACCAGCGCCCUCUUACAUGGACUGAGUUUCCAUCUGGCUGCUGUGCUUUUAUCUCUUGGCUUCAUCACUUACAUUGAACACGUUCUUCGGAAGCGACUGUCAGUCAUAUUCAACGCCUGCAUACUCUCCAAGAAGUGCCAGCCAGGGUGCUCACAUCGCCACAACACGGAUCUUUGGGUUCGCCUCCUCAACUUGCUCUUUGGGGCUCUAGCAGUCUUUCACCUGACCUACCUCGGGUCCCUAUUUGACAUGGACGCCGAUGACUCUGUGGAAGAACAGGGGUAUGGCAUGUCUUACACUAUCUACAAAUGGUCUGAGCUGAGUUGGGCAAGCCAUUGGGUCACCUUUGGGUGCUGGGUCUUCUACCGGCUCAUCAGCUGAACUUUGACCUCUGUGUGGAUUGGAGGAGAUGGAACAGGAGGACGAAAGGAGAGGCGGAACUCAGGACCCGCCUUUCCCUCAAAGACAACUAGACGCCAUUGAAGACUUGAACACUCCAGAUGUUGCAUGAUCCCGUUCUCUGUGGAAUCCUUAUUCAAGGAAGGGAUCAGUAGCUGGGGUGACCUGAGGUGUAUCCUGACCCAUUGCCCUCAAAAAGAAGUAAAUUAGGUCAAACAAAGGACUAUAGAGAGAGAGAGACGGGGAGAGCGUGCUCAAAGUGCGCUGAUGUAAAAAGCCCUCCACCAAAUGACUGCCCGGGAAAACAACAGCACAUGUGUCUGUCUUGGGGGGUCCCUCUAGUAGCAAUCUAUAGCAACUGCAACAGCUCUUCUUUUGUCGUGGUUGUAUAAUAACACCGGUUGCCCUCCUAAAUGCAGUGCAUGCGCUCUCUCAUUCCCUUCUGCUCGUUUCUGGAGCCAGCACCCACUGCAGUCCCGACCCCCCUUGUUUUUGCUGGAUUGCUGACCCUUUUGCCGUAACACUCCGAUGAUCAGCUGGUUGGAAUGUUUAUCUUUAAAAAAUUUUUUAACGUGGGUUUAAAAAUAUCCCCUUUCCCAGCAUGGACGUAAGGCACAGCGACUCUUCGCCAACCCGGCCAUCCGGCAAUGCAAAAUUAAAGUAUGCAAAUCCAGCAGUUUUGCAUAAUUUAUUUUGCUUCCGGGUUCUCUGUGUUCAGUGCAUCCAAACUUUUCAUUUAGCAGAGGCAGAAAGAAAAAAAAAGGAUAUCGGGGACCGGCCUAACGCAGGUGAGAAGGCAAAAGUUAUCCGUGCAGGAAGAGCAGAGAUAUUCGUGAAGCUCUGAAACGCCCCCUUUCCCAGACGUGUGGAGGGAGGACACGUGCUGUCCUCAUUUUUCUAAAUUAAAGCUGAAAUGGCUCCAUGUCAGGUUGUGGGGUCCAGGAUGUGUGAGCUGUGGGGAGUACCUGCAGCCCAAACAUAUCAUUAUUCUGAAUUAAUUGAUUCACUAUAAUGGUAACGCCCUCUGUUCUGUGCUUAUAAAUGUGGCUUUUGCCAGUGUGAUAUCAUGGUUCAGAGCGGCGGAUUCUAAUCUGGGGAACCAACGUUGAUUCCCCGCUCCUCCACAACGGCAGUGGACACUUAUAGGGUGGUCUGGAUGUUUCCCCACUCGUACGCAUGAAACUUGCCGGGUGACCUUGGGCUAGUCACAGUUCUCUCAGAACUCUUUCAGCCCCACCUAGCACAAAAGGUGCCUCGCUGUUGUGGUGAGAAGAAGGGAAAGGAGUUUGUAAGCUGCUCUGAGACUCCUUACAGGAGGGGAAAGUAGGGAAUAAAUUCAAAACUCUCUUGGAGCAGCAGUGGCGUAGGAGGUUAAGAGCUCGUGUAUCUAAU
Molecule: messenger RNA, 2940 nt
Organism: Sphaerodactylus townsendi
Lineage: Eukaryota; Metazoa; Chordata; Lepidosauria; Squamata; Sphaerodactylidae
Gene: PORCN
Product: porcupine O-acyltransferase
Exons: 15
Coding region: 148-1530 (460 amino acids)
Biological process (GO): Wnt protein secretion; lipid modification; canonical Wnt signaling pathway
Cellular component (GO): endoplasmic reticulum; membrane
Molecular function (GO): Wnt-protein binding; palmitoleoyltransferase activity
Source: RefSeq, a predicted model, not a curated record